ACACAAGCCAUAAUUAGUGGCUGAUAUAAGCAUCACACCUGGCAUUUGCCGACGGACCAUUGACGGACCACAUUGACGAAAUCUCUUGCAAGUCUCUCAAACCACCACCAUGAUCAUCCCAGUGAGAUGCUUCUCGUGUGGAAAAGUCAUCGGGGACAAAUGGAACGCAUACCUCGAGUUACUAGCUAACGAUAUGAGCGAAGGUGACGCUCUCGAUGAAUUGCAGCUGAAGCGAUAUUGCUGUCGGCGAAUGGUGCUCACGCACGUUGAUCUCAUCGAAAAACUUCUGCAUUACAAUCCAAUGGAGCGCUCGAAGGACAAGAACUUUUGAUACCUUCUGUGCAGAGUGUGUUCCAUACAACUCGAACUGUUGCAGUCCUACAACAACUCGCAAAUACUACUAUGAUCUCAGUUUGAUCGCAUUUAUCUAUCAGUCGCGUCCACAGCUCAGUUGAACUGAAGCUCGACCGCAUUGAUGACUGUAGCAUGGUCCAUGAGUCGACUUCCCGUGACUACUACUACAAAUCUCUAAGUUGUCCCUUCGACUUCUUCGCGUUCCCCGGAGAACCUGGCGUUCACCCAAUGCUUAGCGCCCGAAGCCAAUACAGCAGUAUUGAAAUAUUGCCAUGAGGCUUGCGGU
Messenger RNA from Suillus plorans, 640 nucleotides. RefSeq names its product DNA-directed RNA polymerase, subunit N/Rpb10. Gene Ontology annotation, cellular component: RNA polymerase II, core complex; RNA polymerase I complex; RNA polymerase III complex. Bases 110 to 331 code for a protein of 73 amino acids. Gene Ontology annotation, biological process: tRNA transcription by RNA polymerase III; transcription by RNA polymerase II; transcription by RNA polymerase I. Gene Ontology annotation, molecular function: DNA-directed RNA polymerase activity; DNA binding; zinc ion binding. NCBI's taxonomy places the organism in Eukaryota, Fungi, Basidiomycota, Agaricomycetes, Boletales, Suillaceae. The record is from RefSeq and is a predicted model, not a curated record. The transcript has 4 exons.